ACUCCUGCACCGCCUGAAAUCGAGCCCCCUGAGCCCAUCUCAGAUACAGACAGUGAGAGUUCCUAUCAGCUGAUAAAACCAGAGGAAGUCCAUGAUGAGAUGGACGAAGAAGCCAAGAAGUAUAUGAUGGAGAAGAUAGAGCAAGCCAACCGGCAGCUUGAGGAUGAAGACCCAGUCAAUGAAAACCAGGAGCGCAGACUGAAAUUUAAAGACAGACUGGUUGAUUUUGUGGCACCACCGCUGGCUUAUUCUGAAGGUGAAAAUGAGAAUGAUGGGGAGGUCACAGGGCAAAUGUCUGAUCUGCAAAUCUCUCUGCAGAAGGGUCAAACCUUUCCUGAAAACAUGGGCAGAGAUCAUUCAAAGGAAGGUAAAGUGCUGUUAGAGAAAGAUGGGAAGUUUGAACUGGUUAGCAUAAAUGACCUUGAAAGCCAGAGUCUGCUGCCUCCAAUACCUUGCACUGCCAGUGAGGCUGAGCAGAAACAGAGUUCUCCCAGGGCUUCAGGUCGCCACAGCGAAUCCUGUCCUGUGCACGACCUCUCCUCCAGACUCGGCUCUGCUUCACCAUUCUCUUCUUCUGCUGGAGAGUUUGUUCACGUGCCCAGGCCCCCCUCUGAUCCUAAGGGCCGCUCCAGUUCAGCAGGUCACGUACAGAGAAACACUGGCAAAAGGAUAACGAAGGCUUGGAGGGUCCAGUCUGCAAACAUUUCCACCGGACACACUACCUAUGCCCUGACUCCCGAACAAAAAGAGGUGCGGCUUAAACAUGAACAGAAAAGGGAAAGGCUUAGAAGAGAGUGCUCUGGUAUCUUCUCACAGCAGGAAUCCCCAGAUGACGAAGAGGCUUUCAAACAGUGGUUGAAGCGGAAACAUGAACAACAGUUCAGAAAUAGACAGAUUGAAGAAAUGAGAAGACAGGAAGAAGAAAGUAGCUAUAACAUUCAUGAAAGAGAGGAAUGUGAAAAAGCCUUUAAAUUGUGGCUGAGAAGGAAAAAGGCAGAAAAACAUGCAGAAAAGCAGGCAGCAAAGGAACGCUCCAGGAGGCUGGUGAUAGAGGCUAGGAGAGCCAGACGGAUGAAAGAUUUACUCCGCACUAUCAGUGAGGCCAAAGCGUUCACGUUUGUAGACAACUACGGCUACCGGUUUUGAGGUUGUCCUUCAAUAGUCAAGCCACAGCUACAAUACCUCAUAAAGGUGUGCUAGAGGCAGAGGAAAUUCAAUAAAGAAAAUUGAGCCUCCUUAUGACCUGCUUUAUUUCCAUGCUCGUUAGUAAGAUUUAUUCAAAUUGUCCAGGUGGGUGAUAUACAUGUGUUUUCAGUAAAGAAGAGUUUCAUGUUUUUUCUGUUGUAGUCUAAUUGAAUAGUAAGUUUAAUUGAAUAGCACCAUAGGUAAGUAAUGCAGGUCAUAAAGUAGUUCUUUUUUCUUUUUACAUUUUAGCAAGUUGCUGUUAUCCUUUCCUUCAUGGUUGGUGUUUCAGCGUUUAAGUACAGUUAAUAUUGGACAUUGUAUAUUGCACAACUAACAGAUUUACUAAGCUGAUGUUUUUUGCCUGCAGUGAUCAAAUGAAACUAAAUGAUGUAUUUUUUGUAAUGUUUAAUAUUAUUGCAUCUACCAAGUUUUGUGAUCAAGUCUUCCAGGUAUGAAAAAAGUUCAAACUAUGAUUGAUGAAACCUGUGUAGUUUACUGUUCAAGGCAUUUUGAAACUUUGUAAUCAGGGUUCUCAUGAAGUAUGCCUCUUUGAAAUAUAACAAGUUUCUACUAAACAAGAAAUUAUUUAAAUUCACUAGUACACUGGCAUUAUGUAUCAAGCCCUCUUGCUAGGUGUAAACGUGCACAAAUAUGUGCAUGUUUUUACAUAACAAAAUCUUGUUUGCUUAAAGUGUACAUACAUAGGAAUGUGUUUCCUGUUUGUGUUAAUUUUAAAUAUAAUUUUUAAAAUAAGGAUCACUGCCUUUGAGUCUAACUGAUCAAACCUACCAGUAAAAUUUUAUGGUUUUGCCUUUUGCUGGUACUGCUGUAUUUUCAAUAUUUUAAGUGUUCAGAUUAUAUUUUUAUUAAACAAA
Messenger RNA from Polyodon spathula (Mississippi paddlefish), 2060 nucleotides. RefSeq names its product coiled-coil domain-containing protein 181-like. The annotation marks the transcript as partial. The record is from RefSeq and is a predicted model, not a curated record. Lineage: Eukaryota; Metazoa; Chordata; Actinopteri; Acipenseriformes; Polyodontidae. Gene Ontology annotation, molecular function: microtubule binding. The transcript is spliced from 3 exons.